This is a messenger RNA of Scheffersomyces stipitis CBS 6054, 2271 nucleotides long. RefSeq names its product Zcf30p (gene ZCF30). The transcript has 3 exons. Gene Ontology annotation, molecular function: DNA binding; DNA-binding transcription factor activity, RNA polymerase II-specific; zinc ion binding. Bases 1 to 2271 code for a protein of 756 amino acids. The record is from RefSeq and is a predicted model, not a curated record. Gene Ontology annotation, biological process: DNA-templated transcription; regulation of DNA-templated transcription. Lineage: Eukaryota; Fungi; Ascomycota; Pichiomycetes; Serinales; Debaryomycetaceae.
AUGCCUAAAGAAAAACGAACAAAGCCGUGUUCGAACUGCAAAAAGUCCAAAGUCAAGUGUAUAUACGAAGGUUCUCUACCAUGCCAAAGAUGCGUGAGGACUGGCCAGGCAGUCAACUGUAUGUUUGUGCCGAAGUUACCUUCCUUGAAGUUACCACCCAUAUCCAGCCAGGUUCCACAGCCUGUUUCAGUAGAAAGACCGAGCGAAAUGUCAUUACCUCCAUUGAAUCCAUUAGGCAUAACCAAUGGAGCUAUGACUCCUGUAAGGCAGAACGAGCAAUUCAUAGUAUCACACAAUCCCGUCGUUAGCCAUGUACAACGGCCACCAGCUAGCGACAACCAAUGGAAAGCGCAAAUAGAAACGAGAAUGAAUACAUUUGAUAACAAGCUCAGUGACUUGGUCGACAUCUUGAAGACUAACCAGCAGUUCAUGAUGGAUAGCCAGUACCAUACACCCAUUGCUCCACAACCACAAUAUCAAACUGUGUCGUAUCCAAUCGGCACAAAUAGCAGUAAUGACAGUAGCAACAGUACCUUUUCUAACGAGAUACCGUCAGAUAGAAGAAGAAAGGCAGAAGAACAACCUACAGACGCCAAGCGUAAAAGGACAAACAACGAAGAGAUACAGUAUCCCGUAGAUUUUCGUGAUGGAUUUUUGUCUAAAGACGAGGCCAAUAAUCUCUUUGCCUACUUCGAUGCGAAUAUCUCCCAACAGCUCUUUGGAUUCGAGAUUUCUAAAGUGUCUGUAGACUCCAUCUGGGAUUCAUGUCCCGUGCUUGUCUGUGCCAUAUGUACCAUCGCUUCUAUACAUCAUCCGUCUCUUUCGAAGAAGUCGAAGCAGUUGCAAGUCUAUCUUCAGGACUUGUGCCAGACUUUACUUUUCAAAGGAAAACCAGAAACCGAGACAGAUGGAUUCAACACCAUAGUUGCGCUUAUAUUGUGUAGUUUCUGGCUCUCAGACUCGCAGAUGUUCACGGGUCUAGCAAUGCAGCUUGCAAAAGAGUAUGGCUUCAACAAUCCAUACAGCAAGAACAAGGAUAAGUUGAAGCUAUGGUAUCUUCUUUACGUUCUAGACGGUCAGCAGAGUUUGACGUUUAAUCGACAGCCCUUAGUGAAUGCACAGGAAUUCUCCUUGAAACACAGCAGGGAGAUUCUUUUGACAGAACAAAACCCAUUACAAAUUGACAACAGCAAAAAUGGCAAGUCAAAUAUAUUGUUGGACAGCGAAGAAUUAAAGGAAAAACUGGAAUCUUCUAAUGCUGCUGACGUAAGAAAGGAAAGAUUCACAGAUAUGAGAUUGGUAUCUCAAGUAGAAUACAAUCAAGCAUUGAAUGAAGCUUUCCAAGGAAAUGCAUGGGAUCUCUUGGCUCCUUCUUCAUUCGGUAUUCCUUCGAAGAGCAACUUGGAGUUGGACAAAUGGAUGGUUUCUUGGACUGUAUUACUUUCUCCAGGAAAUCAUGGAGCUGUGUGGUCUUCCAAAUCCACAUUGAUCUACUAUAACUUCGCCAAGAUGCACAUAAACUCUUCAGCCGUGAGACAGCUUCAAGUUAACCCCAGCGACAAUAUUAAUAUGUUACCCAAAUUGAACGAAAACGCCAACUACCCAGAAAAUACUAGAAGAAUAGACUCUCAAGUAGCACCAGCAGAUUCAAGCGACGAAGACACGGACGACGAUCUGCCCUCACCUUCCGAUGAAGACGAGUUUAUCUCAAAUGAGGGUAUAAUGUCAAAAGACGAGAAGAUUGUUACAGCCUCUAUAGCAGUCAGUGCAGCUCAAACAGUGUUGAACUUGGUAAUUAACGACAAAGACAUCCUUGACAACUUGAAAUACGUUCCUGUUCACAUCCACAUCAUGCUUUAUUAUGCAGCCUUGCUCUUAAUCAACCCACCUCUAGAGUCCAUUAACCAAUCCGUAGAAUUUAAACCCGAGGACUAUUAUCUGCAGUUGUUGAACAAUAUUAGAGUAAUCAAGACUCUUCAGAAGAAGAUCUACAACAACUUACCGAUUGACACUAAGUUUGGGAAUAGACUCAUUAGAAGUUUGAAUGAUAUCGUUGAUGAAAAACUCACCAGCUUGAAAAAGUUGUUGGUGGAGUUGCCAGAAAGCAAUGCAAAGAUAGAACUUUUGAAGAACCACACUUCUCUUAUCGAUUCAAUAGACGCUAAAAAUAUUGUCGAAAUUUUUGAGAACGAUAGCACCAGCAGCAGAGGAUCAACUCCAGGUCCAGAAAGAAUCGCGGCAUGGCCAGGUUCAAAUCAUGGUCACCCAUAG